Apodemus sylvaticus (European woodmouse) is the source of this 1619-nucleotide messenger RNA. It is a transcript of the gene Znf570, whose product is annotated as zinc finger protein 570. Gene Ontology annotation, molecular function: DNA-binding transcription repressor activity, RNA polymerase II-specific. NCBI's taxonomy places the organism in Eukaryota, Metazoa, Chordata, Mammalia, Rodentia, Muridae. The record is from RefSeq and is a predicted model, not a curated record. Gene Ontology annotation, biological process: negative regulation of transcription by RNA polymerase II.
CCCCGCUGCUCGCCGGGCUGGUUUGGCCUCCGGUGUGCAAGCCCGGAGAGUGGCCAGGACUCGGACUGGGAGUCUGUGUAUGAGACUGAAGAAUUAAUCCCAAAGCAGGAACUCUAUGAAGAACAGCCAUCGGGAAAGAUAAUCAAAGAACCUAGAAGUCUUGGCCUGGAGUAUCCCAGUUUGGGAGAAGAACAGAGCGAGGGUCAUCAUUUCAAGAGGCAAUCAAUACAGGAAUUUAAAGGCUUGCCUCAAGGAAGAGACCAUGGCUUUUGAAGCUUUUAUUGAUAACAGAUCUUGGGGAAGUUUUCACCAGAACACAUUGCUUCAUACACGUCAGACAAGCCCAGAAGACGAGACAGCACUUAAAGAAGGCACACACCAGAAAAUCUGGAAAAACAGCUCGAAGCCUCUUAAGCCCAAGAGCAUCUGCACAGAGAGGAAACUCCUGAGAUGCAGCGGUUGUGAGAAGGUUUUCAGCCAGAGCUCAUCCCUUACUCUCCACCAGAGGAUCCACGCUGGAGAGAAACCUUAUGUGUGUGUAGAAUGUGGGAAGGCCUUCAGCCAGAGAUCCAACCUUGUGCAACAUCACAGGACUCACACAGGGGAGAGACCCUACGGGUGUAAGGAGUGCGGGGAGGCCUUCAGCCAGUUCGUUCUCACUCAGCAUCAGAGAGUUCACACUGGAGAAAAGCCCUACAAGUGUAUCUUGUGUGGGAAAGCUUUUAGCAAUAGGUCAUCCAUUGCUCAACACCAGAGAGUUCACACCGGAGAGAAACCUUACCAGUGCAGGGUCUGCGGGAAAGCCUUUAGGCUUCGUGCAUACCUCACUGUGCAUCAGAGGAUUCACACAGGGGAGAGACCCUACGAGUGCAAGGAUUGUGGGAAGGCCUUCAGCCAGAAUUCCUACCUUGCUCAACAUCAGAGAAUCCAUACCGGAGAAAAACCAUACAAGUGCCAAGAGUGCAGGAAGGCCUUCCCCCGGAUCGCCUACCUCGCUCAGCACGCUGGGGAGAAGCCCUGUGAAUGUGCUGUUUGUGGGAAGGCCUUCAGUUACUGUGGCUCGCUUGCCCAGCGUCAGAGGAUCCACACAGGAGAGAGACCCUACAAGUGCAAAGAAUGCAAGAAAACCUUCAGCCAGCACACCCAUCUGUCUCAUCACCAGGGAAUUCACGUCAGGGAGUCACUCCCCAACCCGGGCAAUCACCACGUCCUAUAAAUCCCAGCUCCUAAAGAUUUCCGGAAUUUAUGUUCUUUUCUCUGUCUUUAAUGUCGAUUACUAUUAACAGUUCUCAUGGGUUUCCUACUGUCUAUUGUUAACUAUCUUCAAAUCUAUUUCCUGUAAUAUGCACAAAAUUAUUUUAGUUUGAGGUGGGAUCUUGUGUAGUACAUUCUGGCCUUAGACUCAUAUUUACAAAAGAAGCCCAAUGCUGGGCCAUAGAAAUGACAAUACCCAAAUCCUGCCCGCACUUAGCUCUCUGCCGGCACAGAAGUAACAACUGAAAAUACAGACGCACCUUCAUAUGGUUUGAGAAAGGUCACCCCAACAGAUAUAAAGGGGGAAAAGGUACUUAAAAAUAAGCGAAUUCAGCCAGUGCUGUGGGUGUCUGAGUUGUGCUUAU